AUGUGUUUCAAAGUUAUACUGACCUUCAAAACGGUGUCGGUGGCGGUAUCGGUGCUGACGCUGACGUUCAUCAGCAUCGACCGCUGGUACGCCAUCUGCUUCCCGCUGCGCUUCAACUCCACCACCAACCGCGCCAAGACAGCCAUCGGCAUCAUCUGGUUUGUGUCGCUCGCCUUCGACAUCCCGGAGCUGGUGGUGCUGAGGGCCCGCGGCCGCGACUGGGACUCUGUGCUGCUGACGCAGUGCGAGAGCACCUGGAGCUACGACUCCGAGAUGGUGUUCCACGGCGCCAAGAGCCUGCUGCUGUACACGCUGCCGCUGCUCUUCAUGUCGGUCGCCUACUAUCAGAUCGUGCGCGUCCUCUGGCGCUCCGACACCAUACCAGGGCAGGCUCAGGAGACGUCCAGUCGGCGAAGUGUCAGCGCCGACGGCCGGAGCACCAAUCCCUACGGUACCUGCAGCAGCCGGCGCAGCACGGUCAGCAGCAACGCGGCCACCGAGGUGCAGCUGCGGUCGCGCCGCAAGGCGGCCAAGAUGCUGGUCGCCGUCGUCGUCAUGUUCGCCCUCUGCUACCUGCCCGUCCACCUGCUCAACAUCCUCAGGUACACCAUGGACAUUCCGCAGAAUGAUGCGACGAGCAUCAUUUCGAUGCUGUCCCACUGGCUGUGCUAUGCCAAUUCAGCAGUCAACCCCAUAAUCUACAACUUCAUGAGCGGCAAGUUCCGGCUGGAGUUCAGGCGGCUGUUCUGGAAGUGCGCGUACGGCGGCGGCGGCCGCUACUCGCCGAGCUGGGGCGCGUGCGCCGCCGACCGGCCGCCUCUCCAGCACCCGCACCGCUUCACGUGGGCCACCUCCGCCUCCGCCGGCUCCGUGCAGUACGAGUAG
This is a messenger RNA of Schistocerca serialis cubense, 885 nucleotides long. Its product is annotated as orexin receptor type 2-like. Gene Ontology annotation, cellular component: membrane. The transcript is spliced from 7 exons. NCBI's taxonomy places the organism in Eukaryota, Metazoa, Arthropoda, Insecta, Orthoptera, Acrididae. The record is from RefSeq and is a predicted model, not a curated record. Gene Ontology annotation, molecular function: G protein-coupled receptor activity. Bases 1 to 885 code for a protein of 294 amino acids. Gene Ontology annotation, biological process: G protein-coupled receptor signaling pathway.